Molecule: messenger RNA, 1917 nt
Organism: Melanaphis sacchari
Lineage: Eukaryota; Metazoa; Arthropoda; Insecta; Hemiptera; Aphididae
Product: radial spoke head protein 4 homolog A-like
Exons: 10
Coding region: 1-1917 (638 amino acids)
Biological process (GO): cilium movement involved in cell motility; axoneme assembly; cilium assembly
Cellular component (GO): radial spoke; axoneme
Source: RefSeq, a predicted model, not a curated record
AUGUUAAAUAAUUUAGGAAAAAUAAAUAAUAGAAGUAAAAAAACCAAUAGAAAAACUAUAAAUAUGAAAAGCAACAAUUCAAUGUUAAAAUCAGUAUCCAGUGAGCUAUUGUCUUACAUGAUUAAUAAAGAAAACUGUGGCUUUAGUUUGUACACGCAUAUUCAAAUGUUAUUAGAUAUGCUUAUAUUCCAAAAUCCCAUACAGCCAAUAACAUAUUUUGAAUACUACAGUGAAAAUAUUAAGAUGUUAUAUCAGAAAUCACAACCUGAUCCUGAUUUGAAAUUUUUUAAUUACAUUGACAUUGAUAUUUAUAACAAAAUAAUAGAAAUAUAUAAAGAUACCAUAUUUAAUGUUAAAGAAUAUAAAACGAGUAGUAUAUCCAAUGGGUAUGAAGUCGAAGCAGAAUAUGAUGAUACUCAAUACAAUGAAGAAGUAAAUGAGAUUAAUGUACAAGAUUUAUCAAAAAUCAACUAUGUGUUUAAUAAGGCUGGGUGUGGCAUAACAAAUGACGAAGCUCACCUUAUUGGGAUAACUAUGGACCAAAUGUCACAACUCGAAAAAUUUAAAAGUAUUAGAUAUUGGGGUAAGAUAAUAGGCUUAAAACGUAACUAUUACAUUUUGGAAUGUGAUUGGAAAAAUAAAGAAUUGGAAUAUAAACUGAAACUCUUAAAUAUAGUUUUUAACACUAAUAAACAUAAAGUAUUAAACGAUUAUGAUAAUGAAAACGAAAACGAAAAUCAAGAAGAAGUAGAAUUAGAAAAAUAUAUUUUAUCUGAAGAAGAAAAUGGUUUAUUUUCCAAAACUACAUUAUCUGCUCCUACUAGCAAACAUAUUAAUGAUGAAUCAGAGUUUUUAUUUGAUUCUAUGAAAUCAGAAGUAUGUUCUUUUCUACCCAUAGAACUCGAUAAUGAUGAUUAUUUAUCCCAUGAAAUAUUCGGUUUCGGAGCUAAUAAAAAGUCAUACUUUGUAACAAAUCAAUUAAACGAUCCAUGGAUCGAACUGCCACUUCUCAAGCCUCAUCAUAUUAUUCAAUCGCGGAACAUCAAACGGUACUUUACAGGAAAUUUGGAAUCGCCUAUUGAAUCUUAUCCAUCAUUCCAAGGUUUGGAAAAACAUUAUCUCAGAGCUCAAAUUGCAAGAAUAACAGCUGCAACUCAAAUAUCACCUCGUGAUUAUUUUAUACUCAAUUACAAUUCAAACGUAUAUAAAUGGAGGAAAUUAAACACUUUCCAAUCGAAAGUAAUGUCACACAAAUGGGUCCACGAGUACGUAGUGAAUGCAGAUUACAAUCCUUUAUCGAUAUACGAUUUACUUGAACCGAGCAACUGGGUACAUCACACUCCCUUGAUUUCCGAAAAAGGAGUGACUAAGGCGUGGAGCAAUAUCAUAGAAUCCGAAGGAGACUUACAACAAAACUCGGAGAAGAUUGAAUAUGAUUGCAAGGUUAAAAUAAAUUUAGAAAACGAAAAAGGAGAUGGUAACCAUCUAGAUAUAUUUGGAAAUCUUUCAAACGACGCUUAUGUAGGUGAAAUGCCGCCAUGGAAAUUCGAAUUGACCAAUAGGUUUGAUCACACAAUCACUUAUGUGACCAUCCGGUCCAAUCUUUGGCCUGGGGCACAUGCAGUUGCACGUGAAAAUCUUUUGGAUUACACAUAUCACGGUUGGGGCCUCAAAUGGAACGACUUUAGUUUCACGGUCCAGCCGUUGAGUGGAUAUCAGCAGUCUGAUUCUUAUAGAGACGAUUUCGGUAUGACUACUGAGAUUAAAGACCCGACUCGCGAGGACGAACUGUUAUAUUUCGAAAUAGUUGAAAAAAGGAGGAAAGAUCAAACUCGUAUGAAAAUUGGCGUUCUGAAACCGUUUUCUACAGCAGACGAAGACGAAGAAAGAAUUCUCAAUCAACACGAUUACGACUGA